Molecule: messenger RNA, 1872 nt
Organism: Musca vetustissima
Lineage: Eukaryota; Metazoa; Arthropoda; Insecta; Diptera; Muscidae
Exons: 3
Coding region: 1-1872 (623 amino acids)
Source: RefSeq, a predicted model, not a curated record
AUGGACCUUGAAAUUUUAAAUAAAACCGAUGAUGAAGAUAAUAGCAUUGAGGAAGCUGUUGAAACACAGCCAGACGCAGAGGAGGAGGAUACUCAUCAAGCCAAUGCAAUGGAUAAGAAGAAAAUGCAAGAAUCCAUGCAUGAAGCUGAUGACUUAUCCGAUGGCAUAUCAAUUAUCAGUGAAACAGAAAGUAAUGGCCGGCUAUCACCUCAUCCUUAUUUGAGAGAUCAUUUGCAAGAUUUGAAUUUGAAAUUUGCCACCAUACCAACACAGGAGGAAGAAGAUUUAAUAACAAAAUUACGCGAUGAAAGAGUUGCGCAGCGGCCUGUCAUUGUACCAAGGGCCGAGCAAAGCUUAAGACAACGUCCUGGAAGAUCUGUUGAAGAAACUACAAACGAAGACAAAGAUACCGAUAACGAUAAAAAUCAUGACAAAGCUGUACAAAUGGCAAGCUGUAAAACGGUAGCUGAAUUAACCACCAUUACACCAUUGGUAAAACGUGGUCUACAGGGAAUUUUCUAUGUAGGAGUUGCAUUAGCUUUGCUCUCUUUACUUGGCCGUUUACGCAAUCCCACCUGGAGUGCAAAUAGUCCGUCCUCUCCCGAAUUGGAACAAAAACUUAAUGAUAUGGAAUUGCAAAAUAAUUUAAUGAGAGCUGAAAUAGAUUUACUUAAUAAACAUGUAAAAUAUUUAAGUAAUUUAAAUGACCAACAACAACAACGUAGACCAGAUAAAUAUAAAGGCCAUUAUGACCAGCAACCAUCCCAUGAGGGUGGCAAAAAGUUUAAAGCAUGGUCGGGUAAUGGUGAUUCCCUUAGACCAGUUGAAAUAACCAAAGAUGAUUUGCGUAAACCAUAUAAAUGUCCCGAUGGUUCGUUCAAGGAAUUUGCUGGUAUGUGUGUUGAAAAUAAAGGCAAUCAACCAAACAUUGUGGACCAGUUCGGACAAGUUGUUGAAGAUUUCAAACAACAAUCGGAAACACUUCAGGCAUUUGAAAAAGUUGCAGAAGAUUUACACGGUCUAACCGAAAAUCCUUUUGAUCAAAUUCAACAAAUACUUAGUGAACAGCAAGAGCCGGAUAUGAAGUUGCGUCAGCAUUUGGAUAAACAGGCCAAUCAAUUUUUAAAAAAUAAACCAGUUUAUCAAAGUAAUGAACAGCAACCGACAGAAGGUCAAGCUAAUGAUCCCUUGGACCUGAAUAAAGAACCAAGUGAAGGAGAAAAGGCAGCCGAAUUUGAUAUGUCAAAGAGCUAUUGGAAAUCCAAAGGAAAACGUGACAACAAAUACCGUGCUGGCGCCGGUAGUUUUGAGGCCAAAGCCUUUGAUAAGGAUUUCAAGAAAAAUUCCUCACCCGACAAUGGCAAACCGUUUGAUGACAAACAAUCGAAAGAAAAUUAUGAAAAAUUCAAAAAUGAAGCAAGAUCUAAAUAUUAUAGCAAACAUAAGGAUGGCGAAGAUGACGAUGAUUCCAAGGAACGUUAUAAUAAACGUGAUAGAAAAGAUUCCAAGGAACAUGAUUACAAUAGGAAACGUGGUGGUGAAUACAAUCGCAAUAACAACUCCAAGGAACGUUAUCAAAAACGCGAUAACAACAACAAUUCCAAAGAAUCACGUUGGAAUCACAAGCACAGCGCUGAAGACGACAAUUCCAAGGAACGUUACAAUAAACGUUCCAAACAGCCAUCCAACUCCAAGGAACGUUUUAAUCAAGAAAAUAGCGGUAGCGGUGAAUGGCAGGAGCACUACAUGAAACAUCGUGAAGAAUUGCGCAAACAAAACGAACAGAAAUAUAGUGGAGAAAAUAAAAAUUGGUUUAUGAAACGUGGUGAUGGACGGGAGUUUAAACGUAAUGCUGAUAUACGUUAUAGAUGA